UGUCGUAUUAUUAAACUAAUCUCCACCUGGACAGAUGAUCUAUAAAAUGUUUGUCCUUACAUGAGUCUCCCCAUACUCGCAAAAACAAAUUUAACCAGAGAGAGAGAGAGAGAGAUUGAGGAAGAUGAAGAUGAUGAAAGGAGAAGUGGUGCUCAACAUCCCAGCCGAGAAAGCAUGGGAAAUGUACAGAAACAAUGAAAUCAUUAGCCAAAUCAACCCUGAAAUGCUGUCUGGGGCUGAGUACAUACAAGGAGAUGGUGGCCCUGGAAGCCUGAGGCUUUUCAAGCUUGGUCCCGCUGUAUGCAAUUAUGUGAAAGAAUCAAUGGAGAAGAUAGAAAAGGUGGAAAUGGGACGGUCGGUGACUUACCAGGUCAUUGGCGGAGACUUAAAGGAGAUGUAUGAUCCCUACAGGGUUACUUUCUCAUUCAUUCCUGUGGAAGGAAAAGAAAACCAUAAGUGCAUCGCUGAAUGGAAGGCAGAGUUUGAGCCACUGGCACCCGCAACCCCUCCACCUGAGAAGGCCAGGGAUGCUGCCCUUGGAUUUCUCAAGUCGUUUGACAACUUUCAGCUAAGCUACUAGCUCUACCAAUAUCAGUAUUCUGAAACAGAUAACUUUAUAUAGGUAGUUAUUUCUGAAAUCACCUUAUGAGGUGGCCUAUUCUUCACAAUUUCCUCUACUAAUAUAUGCCUCUAUAUAUAUAUAUAUGUGUGUGUGUGUGUGUGAAAUUAGCUGGAAUAUAUCACCUAAGUUGAGUGUACUCUUUGUAUUAUAAAAUGAUUAGACAUGAAAUUGUACUAGUAUUAUCAAUGAAGUUAUCUAUGAGAAUAAGCAGGUCUUCACUAUUUGGUGAUGGAGUCUUUCUGUUACUA
This is a messenger RNA of Theobroma cacao (cacao), 870 nucleotides long. RefSeq names its product MLP-like protein 423. NCBI's taxonomy places the organism in Eukaryota, Viridiplantae, Streptophyta, Magnoliopsida, Malvales, Malvaceae. Gene Ontology annotation, molecular function: signaling receptor activity; abscisic acid binding; protein phosphatase inhibitor activity. Gene Ontology annotation, biological process: abscisic acid-activated signaling pathway; defense response. The record is from RefSeq and is a predicted model, not a curated record. Gene Ontology annotation, cellular component: nucleus; cytoplasm.